Messenger RNA from Cornus florida, 1136 nucleotides. Its product is annotated as NAC domain-containing protein JA2-like. NCBI's taxonomy places the organism in Eukaryota, Viridiplantae, Streptophyta, Magnoliopsida, Cornales, Cornaceae. The transcript is spliced from 4 exons. Gene Ontology annotation, molecular function: DNA binding. The record is from RefSeq and is a predicted model, not a curated record. The coding region runs from base 233 to 823 and encodes 196 amino acids. Gene Ontology annotation, biological process: regulation of DNA-templated transcription.
AGAUUUAGGGCAAAUCAAUUCCUCUUCGUUUCCGCUUUGUUUUGCACACAGCUUGACGGCGAUCAGCAAACCACAAAUAGGCCACCAACGCAAUCUGGUAUCAAUUCCUCUUCGUUUCCGGCGAUCAGCAACCACUAAUAGGCCACCAACGCAAUCUGGUUUAUUUUAUUGCUGAAAAAACAAGGAGAAGACCUGAUUUAAUACCAUUGUUAGAGGAGAGAAAUUUGAUCAGAUGCCUAUCUCUUCAACUUCACUGCCCUUAGGGUUUCGAUUCAAACCCACGAACGAAGAACUUAUUGAUUACUUGUGGAGUUUCGUUCAUGGAUUCCAACAGCCGUCCAAUGCUGUAGUAGAGAAGAAAGUUCAAGAACUUGAACCAUGCUUUCUUAUUGAUGAUACCAAGUGUUCAGAGUAUUCGGAAGGAUAUUAUUAUGUUAAAAGAGAGAAGAAAUCUGCAAAAGAAAAUGGGAAGAGGCCGUCAAGGAAGCUUAGAGGAGGAUGGUGGAAGGCCACCCAAGGGGACAAGCUAAUUCCAGGGAAACGCAAGGGUUAUAUGAAGAGUCUUAAAUUUCACAGCUACAAAGAUAGUAAUCCAAUUUGUAAUAAAUGCUCGAAGAGUGAUUGGAUUAUGCAUGAAUUUAGACUUGACUCUGAUAAAUUUCAAGAGUGGGUUCUUUGUCGGAUCAAGAGAAAACAGAACAAAGGAGCAAAGAUGGAGAUUCUUACAAGCAAUACUCAACAUUCGUGCACAAAUUCUAUGGGUCUGUCACAUGCACUGCCCGAGCAAGAACUGCCGUGUGUUCUAGAUCAAAUCUCAAGCUGAGUCAAGUUACAAGCAGCAGGUACAACUGAAGAUGCAAGAGCGUCAAGAUCUGUUCUAAAUUCUGUAUAGUCUAAGAUGACAUUUUUGUUUUAUGGAAAAUUUCAUGCCAUUAUUUUCCAAACAAUGCGUUAGGUUUCUCGAAGUCGCAAAUCAUUAGCUGAAUUUAAUGUGCCUAAUUGUUGCAUUGUUCAUUUUACUUUGACAAUAUUGAAGAGUACAGAAUGAAUUUCAUCACAACAAUUUGUUGAAUUUCAAGUUCAGUUGUAUGAGAUUGUUUUGCAAUUUGAAUGAUUAAUGGAAGAAAUUUUCCUCA